Manacus vitellinus (golden-collared manakin) is the source of this 1182-nucleotide messenger RNA. It is a transcript of the gene COPG2, whose product is annotated as coatomer protein complex subunit gamma 2. The record is from RefSeq and is a predicted model, not a curated record. Gene Ontology annotation, biological process: intra-Golgi vesicle-mediated transport; protein secretion; intracellular protein transport. Bases 19 to 963 code for a protein of 314 amino acids. The transcript has 8 exons. Gene Ontology annotation, molecular function: structural molecule activity. Gene Ontology annotation, cellular component: endoplasmic reticulum; COPI vesicle coat; endoplasmic reticulum-Golgi intermediate compartment. Lineage: Eukaryota; Metazoa; Chordata; Aves; Passeriformes; Pipridae.
ACAGUGUCCGUCCCUGGGAUGGAGAAGGCCCUGCACCAAUACACCCUGGAGCCCUCAGACAAACCCUUUGACAUGAAAACAGUCCCUCUGGCCACGGCCCCGAUCUUCGAGCAGAAAGCAGAGAUUGCCCUGGUGACCAACAAACCCGAGAAAGUGGCUCCUUCACGCCAGGAUAUAUUUCAAGAACAACUGGCAGCCAUCCCAGAAUUCCAGAGCCUGGGUCCUCUGUUCUGGUGCUCCGAGCCCGUCCAGCUCACGGAAGCAGAGACCGAGUACUUCGUGCGCUGCGUCAAACACGUCUUCCCGAACCACAUCGUCUUCCAGUUCGACUGCACCAACACGCUCAACGACCAGCUCCUGGAGAGGGUCACGGUGCAGGUGGAGCCGUCGGACGCCUACGACGUGCUCUGCUGCAUCCCAGCUCCCAGCCUGGCCUACAACCAGCCUGGGAUGUGCUACACCCUGGUCAGGAUCCCCCAGGACGACCCCACUGCAGUGUCCUGCACCUUCAGCUGCACCAUGAAGUUCACGGUGCGGGACUGCGACCCCAACACGGGGGUGCCAGAGGAGGAUGGCUACGAGGAUGAGUACGUGCUGGAAGACUUGGAAGUGACCGUGUCCGACCACAUCCAGAAGGUUUUAAAGCCCAACUUUGCAGCGGCCUGGGAAGAAGUGGGAGAUGACUUUGAGAAGGAAGAGACCUUUGCCCUCAGUUCCAUCAAAACCCUUGAUGAAGCUGUCAACAACAUCGUGAAGUUCCUGGGAAUGCAGCCCUGUGAGAGGUCGGAUAAAGUGCCGGAGAACAAGAAUUCCCACACUCUUUACUUGGCUGGUGUGUACAGGGGUGGCUGUGACGUGCUGGUGAGGGCCAGGCUGGCGCUGGGGGACGGGGUGACCAUGCAGGUGACGGUGAGGAGCAAGGACGAGGCGGCCGUCGACGUCAUCCUGGCGGCCGUGGGCUGAGGCCGAGCCGGGCCCUGGCCCCUGGAGAGGCCUGGCUGUCCUUUUGCAUGUGGGUUUUACUCCUCAAAAAUCUGGGAAGAUAUUUUGUACGAGGUCCCAUUCUCGGUGGCUUGGCCGUUCCCACGUCCCCUUCCCUCCGUGUCACACAUUCCCACUUAAUUUAUGGGAAGGGAAAAGGGGGGCGUGUGCAGGUGGGUGAGGAAAUGGGAGUCAGGCUUU